AUUCUAAUGUUGACCUUUCACUUCGGAUGUCUGGCCUUCUACAUCCGGGUUUGACGAUCAAGGAUGACUUUCCAAUGAAAACAUAUAAGGUCUCGAGUCUUGUGUGGAAUGGGAUUUUCAUAUAGUUCUACCGUUGACAUUGGGAACGACAAGGUAUACCCAUCAUGUUCAUUUCCAUUCCAGGCUAAUUUCCCCAAUGCUCAAGCUACUGUGAAAAAGUAGUGUUUCAGUUUUCUUCUUGAGCCACACAGAAACAUCUUGAGUUAUAUACCAAGCAAGCUGACGUCACGUAAAGCAUAAAGCUACAAUCUACAUCAUUUACGCCAAAUGUAAGAUGGAAAUGCAGGAGAUCAACGACUGAGCCAGUCUAGUUUGCUGAAUAGUCGCAGUGGCAACCGAUUAUGUCAACCAUGACAUCAACACUCUUGGGCACCAUGAAUGUAAACUCUACCAAUGACAAUGCUGUUACUUUGAACAUGACAACUGCGGGAAUGUUAGAAACCACGUCCCACGGGCGAACCUUUCGAUUUGAAGACUAUACUCAGAGAGCUAUCAUGGCAACUAUCAUCUGUCUGGUGGCUGUCGUCGGCAGUGUGGGUAAUGUCAUGGUCCUCCUGGCUGUCAUUUUGUCAAGGAAACUCCAAACACGCACCAACGUCUUCGUUGUCAACUUGGCCGUAGCUGACCUGGUGACGUGCUUCUCUGCGCCCUUCACCGUGGUGGCACUGCUCAGCAAGGUUGGUUGGCCUAUGCCAGAAAUCGUCUGUUCCAUCAUGGCCGCCAUUGGCUUCACCAGUCUUUCCUGUAGCAUCAUGAACUUGGCAGCAAUCGCUAUAAACCGGUAUGUCCUCAUCACCAAGACAACAGCUACCUACCGCUCCAUCUACACACCCAAGAAGAUUACAGUUAUGGUGGUCUUCACAUGGGUUUACCCUGCUCUGGUGUGUUGCCUUCCUUUCUUGGGAGUCGGUAAAUGGGGCUACUCGGAUAAAUACAAGACCUGCACCCAAGACACCUCCCACGAAACUAGUGAUUUCUUCAGCCUAAUAGGCUCUGUACUGAUCUACCCCGUCCCUUUGAUCAUCUUGUCAGUGUGCUACUUCAAGAUCUACCGCCACGUCACCAGCCACAUGAGGAAGAUGAUGGGCAAAAGUAAAGAUGUUGAAAUGGCAGAUACUUCAAAUUCCUCUCAUCCCGAAACCAGUUCGCAACUCCACAAGAAUCCACCUGCUAGUUUCAGCAAGCGGCAGGUGGAAAUCACUAAGAACCUCUUCUAUGUGUUCUGUGCAUUCGUGGCUUGCCUGGCUCCGUUCUUCAUCGCCCUAACGAUCCCUCCCAGUGAUCCUGUCAUCCCUUGGACUGGGUUAAUAAUCAUCUUCAACAGCGCUAUCAACCCGAUCAUCUACGGGGCCAAACACCCACACUUCAAGGAGGUGUUCCGUCACAUGUUGCGGUGCCGGUAUCACAUGGUCCCUGAACCUUCUGGAUGUCUUCGAAAAAUCAGAUCGAAAUAUUAGACCAGUACAUUAUGUUCUCUUCAUUGUGAGGAUCCAUUCAGGAUAAUCCUCGAUCACUCCGGAAAAGUCGAUAAAUCGAGUUUAUAGGACGAAUCUGAUUAGAAUUGAAGCAAAUAUUACUAUUUAUUGGUGUACAGUUUUUGUUUUCCGUUUGGUCAGGCCGCUGCAGUAUAGUGACGCAUAAAAUUUAAUUAAGGAAGCGAAAAGCACACGAAGGCUCGACCAAGUUGACUCAGUGUACAAAAGCGUGUCUCAUCUCAUAGGCUCUCAGCUUUUAAUAGAGUAGGUUUAGACCCUAGGUAAAUCUUUACAAAUAAGAAGGUUGUUUUUGUUUUUGGUGGACAUUUCAGCAAAACACCAAGUUACACUGACUGUGCACGGUACAAUAAAGAUUAAGGGAGAAUUAUAUCUUGAUAGGUAUUAAAGUUACUGUUAUCAUUUAAAGGCUCAUGUAAUUCCAUUUUUUGAAAUGUACCUUUGUGUUCCAUUCAUCUAUAUUUUUAAUCAUAAUCAAAUUGCCAUUUUUUAAGGGCGUUUUUGGUGCCUUUUUGGUUUUUAGGCUAAAGCUAAUUUCCAUAUGUAUGAGCAAAACUGUGAUGUCAUUAUUCAAUACAGAAACUUGCAGUGUCACAUCUGCUUGAAUUGAGCAUAUACAAAGUCACCAGAAUUUCAGGGGUUUGAUGAGGUUAUGUAUUUUUCUGCUUCCAUUGGUCCAUUGUUGUUUUAGUAUGUAACAAUAAUAUAGACAAAUGAGAAAACAUUAUGCACAGAUGUGUUACAUAGCAGAAUUUAUGGUGUACUAUUGGAAGGGAAAAACACAGCUGAAGCGUGUCUUUCUAAAAAGUGACAUCACAGCAACAGCACCCUCAGUUGUCAGGAAAGUCAUGAAACAUUUUUUUUUUAAAGUGAACUUUGCAAAAAGUUUUACCAAAAAGUGAUGUCCCGUAGUUUUAAUAUAUUUCUGAUCUGAGUAAUGGUACAAGCUUUAAAAAAAUAUGCUCAAUGUAAAUUCCAUUUCAACUACAUGUAGUACGUUUUUUGCUCACUGGAAAAUAAAUUCCAAUUGAGGAUAAUUAUGCCACAA
Patiria miniata (bat star) is the source of this 2601-nucleotide messenger RNA. Its product is annotated as alpha-1B adrenergic receptor-like. The coding region runs from base 402 to 1517 and encodes 371 amino acids. The record is from RefSeq and is a predicted model, not a curated record. NCBI's taxonomy places the organism in Eukaryota, Metazoa, Echinodermata, Asteroidea, Valvatida, Asterinidae. Gene Ontology annotation, cellular component: membrane. Gene Ontology annotation, molecular function: G protein-coupled receptor activity. Gene Ontology annotation, biological process: G protein-coupled receptor signaling pathway. The transcript is spliced from 2 exons.